Molecule: messenger RNA, 465 nt
Organism: Rodentolepis nana
Lineage: Eukaryota; Metazoa; Platyhelminthes; Cestoda; Cyclophyllidea; Hymenolepididae
Source: the annotation of a GenBank genome assembly
AACUAUCAUACUUUUGACGGAUAUCGGUCGCGAACAUAUUCUGAGUCAAAGGGCCAUGUGAGUGCCGAAAUUGAUGGUUUACUGGACGACAUAAAUCGAAUGCGCCAACAUGAUACUCUCAACAAUCGCAUGACCCGCUGGUCGUCUUUGGGAACUGUUAGAGGUGAUGGCGGUCGCUACAGCACCACACUUACUCGACGACACAUGAAACGAAGUCGAGAACCGAUCGAUAUCUACCUCAAGAAACCGUCGACAUCAAAUCUGACAAAGGUGGACAUACUAUCCGUGGAUAAUCGAACUGGUCGGAGGGGCAGUUUGAGCGCCGAUCGUGAACAGCGUCUGAUGGACGAGUUGAUUGAAACCAGAAGGGAGCUCCAACGCACACGAAGCAUGAUGUCGGAAGACGGCAAACGGGGUCUCAACUAUGGAUCUACACUGAAAGUGCCCGUCAAUAACAUCAAGUGA